Messenger RNA from Oncorhynchus tshawytscha (Chinook salmon), 2437 nucleotides. Its product is annotated as class I histocompatibility antigen, F10 alpha chain. The record is from RefSeq and is a predicted model, not a curated record. The transcript is spliced from 10 exons. NCBI's taxonomy places the organism in Eukaryota, Metazoa, Chordata, Actinopteri, Salmoniformes, Salmonidae. Gene Ontology annotation, biological process: immune response. The coding region runs from base 102 to 1340 and encodes 412 amino acids. Gene Ontology annotation, cellular component: external side of plasma membrane.
AAAUAUAUUUUGGGAGGGGCAAUUACAAUUGCAGUGAAGCUCCUAAUCGCUAGGACGAUGAAUGAGUUUAAUGCCAGAAUCUACCAUCAGUAUCCCUCAAAAUGAUGAACCCUAUCCAAUAUGUAUUUAUUGGACUGCUUCUUUGUUCGUUUAUUUCGCAAAAUGAUGUAGGACCUACGGUCAAACAUGUACUUGAGUACAUGUACACACGCUUCAAUUCCUCCCACUUUGAAGUCGCUGGGUUGUUGGAUGGAGAACUGGUGGACUUCUACAGCAGUGCCCUCAAGUCCCCUGUACCCAAAAAAAGCUGGAAUGAAGAAAAUACAAGCUUUGGAUAUAAUGACUGGCAAGAAAUUCUUUCAGCUCGACAGGAAGUUAAUACGUACUUUUUAUCCAGUGCUGUAGACCUGAGGAGGCACUUUGUAAAACAUCCCUUAAGUGGGGAUAUUGUGCAGAUGAAACUUGGUUGUACUGUGGAUAUAACCAUCAUUGAAAGCAAAAAAACAGAGAAAGUCGUUGGCUUUGCUGAGUUUGCCUAUGAUGGAAACACAGUGCUGUUCCUCAGUGAUAACUCAAGUAUAUGGAUCCCAAAAGAUGAAUAUGCUCAUGAUAUUCAUGAUAUCGUACACAAAUGGAACACGCAAAGCAUGAAAGACCACUUAACCAACUUUGUGAAUGUGGACUGUCCAGUGGCACUUGAUCGUUUCCGAUUAUUAGAGCGCACAAACUCAUCUGCUCCAAAGGUCUACACUGUCCCUGGUGGCUCUUUGAAACCUGGGUUGAUCAACCUGACUUGUUUAAUUACCGGAUCCUAUCCAAAGUCGUCACCCAUUGAGAUGAACCUGUUUAGGGACAACAUCCUCCUAACAGAGAUGGAGGGUGUCCAUUCAUCAGGAGUCAGACCUAACGAAGACCACACCUACCAGCUGAGGAAGACGGUGAGGAUCGACACCUCCGAGUCUGUCGUUUAUCGAUGUGAUGUCAAUCAUAAAAGCUUCCCUAAACCCCGGAAUUACACUUGGGAGGUGAAAAAACAAGAGGGAUCAAAUAUUCAAAUUUACAUUGGACUAUGCAUAGUGUUGCUUUUCCUACUGUUUUUCAAAAACAGAUGUAGAUCUGAGCCUAAUAAACAUUUGGCUGCUAAUCCUGGAGAGAAUGCUGCCCUGGGAGUUCAAGAUGGAGGGAGUUUGAUUGAUCAAGGAGGUGAUGCCACUUCUGUCGAUCUGUCCACUGAGAGAGAAGUUCUUUCAAAUGCACCCGAUGAUGAAGGUGAAAACGAUGAAGCCUAUGGAAGUUGUGGAAGCUCUGAUUCAGACCUGUCACAGAUUCAAAUAACCUAAUUGGAAUUCAACACAGACCCAGCUGACAACUAGUACAGGGUCUUAAGUAGGUACUUUGAAACACUCUUAUCCGAUUGUCAAUUUCCAAGCGUUUUACGUGCCAACUGAAGAAAACACAGAGUUUAUAAUUAUGCAUUACCUCUGCCUGGGAUCAAGUUACCAGAGGUACCUGACUACAAGAGGAGACGCUCAACGCUAACAUGGACUGACACACAAUACAGUAAAGAAUACUGAGGAAAUGAAGGGCUUGUUAGAGACAUUUCCAUGUGUCCUGAUCGUUGUCUGGCUGUUAUCACAGCUCAUUACUAAGAUGGUGAUAUAUAUGUUAUGGUGAUAGAUAUUUUACUAUGUAUUUGUAAUGUUUCUGUAAAGCAGGCUAGUUACGUCCUGUGUGGCUCAGUUGGUAGAGCAUGACACUUGCAAUGCCAGGGUUGUGGGUUCUAUUCCCAUGGGGGAGCAUUAUGAAGUAUGAAAAUAUAUGCACUUUCAUCUGUAAGACGCUCUUAUUUUUUUUAAAGUCAUGCUGUAAUUGUCCCAAACUUCUUCAACUUGGGGACAGCUCAGGGAUCAAGUAUCAAAAAUAGAAGUUACAAUUUUCUACUUUUUCAUGUACUGUAUUGUUAAGAUAUUUUAUCAAGGUUGAAGAUAAAUGAUUAAAUAAUUCUACCCAGAAACUUAACCAUUAGGAUUAGAGGUUAUGUAGCAUGGACAAAGGGUCAUUGGAAAUGGUAACCAUUGUGGAUGAAGGAAUGUAUGUGUGUGUCUAAAGUAAGCAAAGAGAAUCAUUAACCUAUGUUUGAACCGACCCAGCUAUAACUCUGUGGACAUAAAAUAAGACAGCGAGAGCUCCUCUGGGUUUUCCGUAUCUGGGGGGGACUGGAACUGUCAGCUAAGUGGUAAUAAACUGGUGAGACUUCAGGAGAUUAUCCAGAUAUAGUGUGUGCGUUAGUGGGUUGGAAUGGACUUUUGAAGCUGCUUUGUCGGAGAAGAGGAGGGACAUCUAAAAACUAUGAUGAAAUGUGAGGUAUAUUAACCAAUGUACAUGGCAUUAUGACCAGCGCUCUCGAGAAUAAAUGCUAUUGGCUAAUUUCGGUUGA